Tachysurus vachellii is the source of this 1795-nucleotide messenger RNA. RefSeq lists its product as uncharacterized. The coding region runs from base 609 to 1415 and encodes 268 amino acids. Lineage: Eukaryota; Metazoa; Chordata; Actinopteri; Siluriformes; Bagridae. The transcript has 4 exons. The record is from RefSeq and is a predicted model, not a curated record.
AGGCUCAAGGCUAAUCAAGUCAUAUUAUGGCUCGACAACAGCACACCUGAGUCUGCUAUCCUGGGAGAAACCAGAGGACCUGUCAGCUGAUCAGUAAAGCAGGAGAAGCAUUGUAGACAUUCUGGACAUAUUAGUAUAAAGUUAGUCAGUCCAAUACAAGCCAGUAUAUACAGUCUAUUAUUCAGUGCAUUAAAAUGCUUGGAAAUGGAAUCCAGUGCUUUUAAAAGCAGUUCAGAAAGUGAUUCAGAUAAAAUUCAGCAUCACAACGUUGAUUCUACAUAUACAAAUAGAUAGACUGUAAGGCUGAAUCAAAACAUCACGACUCAGAUGUGAGGUUGAGAAACAAACAGGAAGUAAGAAACAAGCUUUGAUGUGCAUGAGACUUACAAAACCUGCUGUGAUGAUAAACGGAAACCACACAAUUCUAACAAGCAGAACAUUGUGUUUCUGAACUGGAUGAACAAUAAAGCAGGGUAAUUCAGUUGCUCAGCAGCAUGUAACCCAGCAGGCAAAUCAAAAGACUGUCUGAUCUUCUCACGAGACUUUCACUUCCGUUCUCUGUGGAGCAAAAACACACAGUCGACAGAGUUAUAUCAUAAACAGUCACCAUGCUCAAAAAAUCUGUGUUUUGCCCAGGGUGCAUUAAGGUCGUGUUCCGUAAGGGACCACUCGGAUAUCUCCUUCAGGACCCGACUGAGGAGGCCAGGGUGAUCAAAGAUAACCCAGCUCUUCAGGACAAGUCGGCACCAAAGAAGGAGGAGCUCGUCAGGCAAGAUGCUCUUGCUGUGGUCCGUCAGAGAGGAGGCGACGCCUCUGACAAAAGAGAAGUUCUUGGUGAAUACAUCCUGCAGUUUGGAAAGUACAAGGGGAAAUCUUUCCGGUGGCUUCUUGAAAAUGACAUGGGUUACACCAUCUACCUAAUAAAGAACCUUCAGCAGGAAGAGGCCAUGGGAGUAUUUACAUCAGAAGGACCCAGCAAGAGCAGUCUGUUAUCCUUUUAUAAUUAUGCCUGCAGUUUUAACGAAAUUCAGUCCCUGUUCAGUUAUGUGUCCAAAAAUCCAGGUGCACCAGCAGCCUCGUCGGAGGGUGACCAGCUGGUUGGUUUUGGUGCUCAUGCGAAGAGUACGUGGCAGGAGAUUUGGAACAACAGGGCUGAUGGUUACGCAUCCUUUAUAUUGGGGGAAACUUGUGUCCCGGGGACACGGAUGUACAAGCUGCAGCAAUACCUGCGUAAUCAGAUGCAGUCUGCCCGUCCGCCCGUGGUUGCCUCAAGUGCAGCUUCUAAGCCAACGGCUUCACGACCACUGUCAUCAACAUCAUCAUCCUCAGCUGCUGAACUGAGACGGUCUGCGGGACCAGGAAAAGGUUUUUACACAUCAGGCUCAGCACUGGAGCACAGUUCUGUUGAAUUGUGAUAUGAAAUGCUCUCCAAGUCUGAAUAAAAAGCCUUUCUUAUUUUGUCACUGUUUUGGCCAUGUUCUGGCCUUGUUCCACUAACAAAUGUCUGUGCCGUUGGAAUGGAUGGAAUGAGAUGGAAAGACAGAGAUGGGUGGCAGAAAGGAGAAAAUAAAAAUAAGUGUUGUAAAUUUUCUUAAAAACUAAACUUUUACUUUAAAAAGUAAACUUUUGUAAAUAUAUUUUCUCUUUAUUUAAAUGUGUAUUAAUUUAAUUAGUCUUUAAUGUUGCAUUAAUAUGUAUAUAUGUUACGUGUGUUUUUCUUACGUGUGUUAUUUCUAUUGUGUUUUACUCCUUUAAAGUAUUUAGAAUGCCAAAUAAACAUAAUGUUUUACACUUA